Molecule: messenger RNA, 1619 nt
Organism: Megachile rotundata (alfalfa leafcutting bee)
Lineage: Eukaryota; Metazoa; Arthropoda; Insecta; Hymenoptera; Megachilidae
Product: transmembrane protein 19
Cellular component (GO): membrane
Source: RefSeq, a predicted model, not a curated record
UAUGCCCAAAAAUAGUAAAUUAAUCAAUUUUUAAGCGUUUCAAUGACAGUGUUAAAUAUGAAGUGUGCACUAAAGCUUUCUUUUAAGAAAAAGCAAAUUUAAAAUAUCCUAUUAUUUAAUGAUUUCGAAAAUGUCUAUAAAUAUAUGGAUGUUAUUUGCUUUAGGAAAAUUUCUCUUUUGGCUACCAUUUCCACCAUGGAAGCGUGAGGUGUACUAUUUUACCUAGUGAUAAACGUAGUCCUGCUCAACGGGUACACGGGAUGUCGCAAUUGAUCGGAGAAAGUUUGUGUUACUGUUAAUGUUCGCGAUGAAUCUUAUCUGCAUUUAAGUAUGAAUAUGUAUGUAUGUCUUUUUAUUUUUUUACCAUCUGUUAUUGAUAUGCAGAAUUUAUAUCCUCCAACAGCUGGUGUUGGCUUCGUAGAAAGAAUGUAAAUGAAUCCGUACAAAAUACGUUUGUACUCGUUAAAAAAAGUUUUUUAAGCGCCUCGACAUUCUGUUAGCAGACUUUGUUUAAUAAGUAGCUGCAUCACGAUUUGAAGCAUGAUUUCAUUUACAAGAAAGGAAAAUCAGCAAUCGCAUGUGUUGAUGCCGGCACUCCUUAGUGCCUGUGCGAUUCCGAUUUCUAUGCUGUUUUGGUUCAUAAAUGUACUCUAUUCUACAUUUUAUUUGAAUCCGGAAAAUCACUUUGAAGAACAUCUGGUGGUAUCACCAUGGAGAUGGUUAACAGCGGUUGUGAUCCCAAUUUUUAUGGCGUUCUGGGGUCUGAAAAGGAAAAGCGUCGAUGUCAGCGGAGCUGUUCUUGGACUGUUUAUGGGUUUCAUCCUAACACUUACCAGUUUUGUCCAUCUGGCUGGUCUCUUCGCAUUUUUUGUCACCUCCUCCAAAGCAACAAAGUUUCGAGCCCAUCAGAAAAGAAAGUUUGAAGCAGAUUUCAAAGAUGGAGGUCAGAGAAAUUGGAUUCAAGUUUUUUGCAACGGCGGUAUGGCAACUCAACUGGCACUGUUAUACUUGCUGGAUGUGGGUUGCGUAGAACAACCGAUUCAUUUUGACAAACACUACAGAAGCUCCUGGUUGUCAAUAGGAAUUUUAGGAGCCUUUGCAUGUUGCAACGGAGAUACUUGGGCAUCAGAAAUAGGCUCAGUCAUUGGUAAUAAAGAUCCUUUUUUGAUUACAUCGUUCAAACGAGUUCCAAAAGGAACAAAUGGUGGUGUUUCAUGGGUAGGUCUUGCUGCUUCUGCACUUGGUGGUAUGACUGUAGGUUUGUUUGAUUAUUUAACCAUACUACUCACUGUAGAUACGGCUGUGCUUCAGUUAGCAGCACCACAAUGGCCUAUUAUUAUUGUUGGGGGAAUCGGAGGUUUCGUUGGUAGCAUAAUAGAUUCUCUCUUAGGAGCCACCUUACAAUAUUCUGGAGUGAACGAAAAAGGGAUGAUAGUAGAACAUCCAGGAAAGGGUGUGAAACAUGUAUGUGGCAGACAAAUUUUGGACAACCACAGUGUCAAUCUUCUAUCAAGCGUUAUUACUGCUCUGAUAUUACCAGGAAUAGCAAAAUUAAUUUGGCCUUAAAAGAUACAUAUAAUUAAAUAUAUUUGAUUAAAUAUUUGAAUAAAUAUAUAUCA